UAUCAGUCUUGCAGAGUUUCUAACAUUAUAUUUGUCACGUUUAAUUUAUACUUUCACAGUUCCAUUCGUUGUAACACGCAACCGUAUUUAUGAAUUACUUUGAAAAUGUAAUUUAAAUAUCGCGCGCAAUGUGAAUAAUAUAAACUGUCGCGUUUCGAAGGAUAAAUAAAGACGCGGGAAACACGUGUGGCGUGUGGUUCAUAAUCAUCAGAUGUUUCUCUUCGCUUUAAUCAGUUUUAAUCGAUGCUUGUGAUUUAUGUGAUUAGUGCAGUGAUCGUAUUCAUCAUCUACACGGGAGUCAAAUUAAAACUAGAAGAGUGGUUUGAAGAAACAAAAAUGAGUAGAUUACGUCUGAAAAGGGAUAAUGCGACGCACGAAAGAUCCCAGGUUGGAAGUUUAUGUCCAGAAAGCCCAAAUAAUGCCGAGAUAUCUUCUGAUGAAAGUGAUAUCGUGCCAACUAAUGAGAUAAUAGAAAGUGAAAAGGAUUCUUCAGAUCCAUCGAUAACAGAUACAAGUUACGACGAGGAGACACUAUCUAAAUUUCAAAAAUCUACAGAUAGUAUAAAAUCAGAUGAAGAUAUUAAAGAACCUACGUGCAACACAAGUUCAAAAUCCAAGACUUCCAUGUUUAACUGGAACCAACAAGGCCCAAGUCCAAAAAAAAGAAACAUGCACGAUCACAGUGAUUCCAAUUCUUCUGAUGAUUCCAACUUAAAACCAACAUGGUUUAGAAAAAAUCAGGAAAAAAAGAAACACAAAGGUAGUCACAUUAAACAAACAAAAAUUAAAAUUGAAUCAAACAAUAAACAAAAAGAAGAAACUGUGGCUCAAGUGAGUAUACAACAUGAGCAAAUGAUAUCUGGAAUUAAAGUGAAGCUUCCUGUGAAGCCUUACUCGUGUCAGGUGGCUGUAAUGAAUCAGCUCAUACAAGGUUGUAUAAAACAGGAAAAUUGCCUUCUGGAGAGUCCAACAGGAAGUGGGAAAACUUUGGCUCUUCUUUGUGGUGUUCUGGCGUGGCAUGAUCAUCAUGUUGCCGAAGUGCAGAACCAGAAACUGGAAAAGCAAAUUCAGGAGGAUAUUUCACGGAACUGCAAAUCAACGACGUCGCGCGAAAACAAUGGAGAAGACCUUCCUGAAAGCUCGAAUACAAAAUGUACGGACUAUUGCGAAGACUUUGACGAGGAGGAAGAUUUCGAGGACUCGUAUGAAAAAUCAAGCAAGAUAAAGAUAUCAAAAAUAUUCUACGGCACGCGAACGCACAAGCAAAUCGAACAGGUUGUAAGGGAAUUAAGGAAAACUUCGUACAGGCACAAAAAAAUGACUAUCUUGAGCAGUAGAGAGCAUACUUGCAUCCAAGAGACCACGAAAAAUAAAACUGAGCUCUGCAACGACUUGUUGGACACUCAAAAUCGCAAAGGCUGCCCGUUUUACAACGAAUCUAACAAAAAGAUCAUUGCAACGUUUCGCGGGGCGAAAAGUCGAGGUUUGGACGAUAUAUGGGACAUCGAAGACCUGGUAGCGAUCGGAAGAAACGAAGGGCUGUGUCCAUAUUUCGCCGCCAGAAGUUUAAUGGAACAGGCGGACAUUAUUUUCUGCCCUUAUAACUACAUCGUCGAUCCCGAUAUUCGUGAAAGUAUGCAACUCGAUGUGACCGGCCAUGUGGUUAUUCUGGACGAAGCUCAUAAUAUAGAAGACAUCUGUAGAGAAGUUGCAAGCGUUAGUUUUCGCGAGGAUCAUCUUACAGCCGUUGCGACCGAAUGUGAAUCUCUUAUGAAACAAAGAGCUGCAGAUUCCGAGAUUUAUGGAGCUCUUCAAACGUAUUCCCUCAAGCUGGUGAAUUUUCUGAAAACCACGGGCGUCGAUAAAGUCGGCUAUAACAGCGACAAUCUUUCAAGCCCGUACUGGACCGGCGCAGAGCUGUUAGAAUUAUUUAACAUGAACGGUUUAGGCGAAUCCAUGUAUACUGGGUUCCUGGGAGCGUGUAACGCAGCAAUUGCAGAUUCGAAUAGAGCGAAAGAGGAGAGUAGAACAUUUCAGAAAGUGUUACAACCGGUCAUUUCACACGCCACCAAGAAAUUAAUUGAACAACUAAUGUUCACUAUACGGAUGAUCACUUCUAGCGAAUACAUGAACGACUUUAGGGCCUGUAUAACAGAAACCACAAUAAAGGAUUUCAAAUACGCCACUGAGAAUACAUGGUUGUCAUCGAAAGUGUGUACACAGCGUGCACGAACCUUGAAACUACUGUGCAUGAAUCCGGGUGUGACCUUUGCACCGCUUGCUCGACAAGCGCGCUCUAUAAUCCUCGCGUCCGGUACCCUGAGUCCGACUGCGUCGUUCCAAAGCGAAUUGGGAACGUCAUUUGCACACGUGCUCAACACUGGCCACGUGAUACCCAAGGAACAAGUUUACGCAAUCUGCAUACCUCAAGGACCCAAUGAAGUUAAACUAAGGGCGAAUUAUCAAUCUGUGAACAGCUGGGCUUUUCAAGAUGAACUAGGUGCAGUAUUGUUAGAUGUUUGUGAGUCAGUACCACAUGGAAUCCUUUGCUUCUUCUCAUCCUAUAACGUGAUGCACACACAAAUGCAGAGGUGGAUAAAUAAUUCCAUUUGGAAGAAAAUCACCAGUGUGAAACAAAUCUUUAUAGAACCACGCCAUGGUGGUGAUCUUAAAGAUAUCAUGUAUGAAUAUCGUCAAGUGAUAGAGCAGACAUCUGGUAAACAAAGAGGAAAAAUUACUGGAGCUUUAUUUCUGGCUGUCUUCAGAGGAAAAGUAGCAGAAGGAAUUGAUUUCAAGGAUAAUGAAGCACGUUGUGUCAUUACUGUUGGAAUACCAUAUGCAGUAAGGAAAGAUCCUGUGAUUGAUAUGAAACUGAGUUAUAAUGAUAUGAACGUUAAGAAAGGAUUGUUGAAGGGUUCAGAGUGGUAUAGUAUACAAGCUUUUAGGGCAUUGAAUCAAGCUUUAGGUCGUUGCUUGAGACAUAUUAACGAUUGGGGAGCUGUAUUGCUAGUCGAUGAAAGGUUUCUGAUGCAUGAAAAUAAGGAAAAUCUCCCAAAAUGGGUCAAGGCGAUGUGGGUCAACCAAAAUGGAUACAAAUUGAGAGAGAAUCUUAAAGACUUUGUAUCGAAACAAAAGGAAAGAGAAGAAAAACAAUUAGGAAUUACAAACAGUUAACGAAAGUGGUUAAAUUAAGAAAUAUGAUGAUAUUUAGGAA
This is a messenger RNA of Bombus pyrosoma, 3214 nucleotides long. RefSeq names its product Fanconi anemia group J protein homolog. The record is from RefSeq and is a predicted model, not a curated record. The coding region runs from base 244 to 3174 and encodes 976 amino acids. Gene Ontology annotation, cellular component: nucleus. NCBI's taxonomy places the organism in Eukaryota, Metazoa, Arthropoda, Insecta, Hymenoptera, Apidae. Gene Ontology annotation, biological process: double-strand break repair involved in meiotic recombination; nucleotide-excision repair. Gene Ontology annotation, molecular function: DNA binding; DNA helicase activity; hydrolase activity, acting on acid anhydrides, in phosphorus-containing anhydrides. The transcript is spliced from 15 exons.